Messenger RNA from Phialemonium atrogriseum, 756 nucleotides. RefSeq names its product ribosome recycling factor domain-containing protein. Gene Ontology annotation, biological process: translation. The coding region runs from base 116 to 619 and encodes 167 amino acids. The record is from RefSeq and is a predicted model, not a curated record. NCBI's taxonomy places the organism in Eukaryota, Fungi, Ascomycota, Sordariomycetes, Cephalothecales, Cephalothecaceae. Gene Ontology annotation, cellular component: mitochondrion. Gene Ontology annotation, molecular function: ribosomal large subunit binding. The transcript has a single exon.
CACGUCCGGGGGCGACGGGCGACCGAAGCCGAACCCGGAGGAGCCGUUCGACCUCUCGGACCUCGAGUUCGGGUGGGCGCGGGGCGCGGAGCACUUUGAGGACCAGCUGAAGAAGAUGCGGGCGGGGGGCCGGUUCAACCCGGACGCGAUCGGGGCGGUGCGGGUGCGGCCGGACAAGAAGUCGGCCGAGACGUUCCCGCUGCACGAGCUGGCGGCGGUGGUGCCCAAGGGGGGCCGCAACAUUGGCGUGCUGGUGCACGAGGCGGCAUACAUCAAGCCCGUCAUGAGCGCCAUCCAGGCCAGCCCGGACUUCAAUCAGCAGCCGCAGCGGAGCGAGGAGAACGAGCUGGAGCUGAUACUGAAGGUCGAGCCCGAGAGGAAGGAGGGGCUGGUUAAGAGGGCCAAGGAGCUGUGCCACGCCUGGAGGGAGCAGGUGCGCGCCGAGAGGCACAAGAGGGACGUGGUCGUCAAGAGGUGGCACAAGGACGGGCUGCUUACCGCUAAUGACAAGACGCGGCUGGAGAAGGAACUGCAGAAGCUGCAGGACAAGCGGAUGGCACAUGUGGAUAGCAAGGAGAAGGAGAUCCUACAGCACAUUGCGGCCAAGGAAGGCCGCUAGAUGGAGAAGGAAGGCAUUCCCGUGGGAUACCCCGUGGGCCGGAUGCUAGGGUGUCGAAGGGAUACCCAUCCAUAUAUUCAUACAGUGAUUCGAUUCCUACAUACAACAAGCUCCACAUAGUGCUACAGUGUCCAUCC